Molecule: messenger RNA, 1125 nt
Organism: Glycine soja
Lineage: Eukaryota; Viridiplantae; Streptophyta; Magnoliopsida; Fabales; Fabaceae
Product: nuclear speckle RNA-binding protein B-like
Exons: 1
Coding region: 104-826 (240 amino acids)
Cellular component (GO): nucleus
Source: RefSeq, a predicted model, not a curated record
UCUCACAAUCAUCGUCGAUCAUCAUUAUAAUAAUAUCAUUCACUUCUUCAUCAUUUCCUCUUCUACAAAUUUCACAAUUCAAUUAAUUAACCCUUUUAGCAUCAUGAACUCACAAGACAUUCCCUCAGGAAGAUCACCAAAAAGACAACUCCAAGGCCCUCGUCCUCCACCUCUUAGGAUAAACAAGGACUCCCACAAGAUCAAGAAGAAGCCCCCGGUGGCGCCGCCUUCAUCACAACCGCAACCACCGCUGCGCCAACCGGUGAUCAUCUACACCGUCUCUCCGAAAGUAAUCCACACCACACCAAGUGACUUCAUGAGCCUCGUUCAACGCCUCACCAGCUCUUCGUCUUCCUCUUCAUCGUCCUCUUCCAAUAAGGUCUCAAUCGACCCUUUAAAUGGCAACAAAGGCCAUGGUGGUGGUAGUGGCAUAGUUUCGCCCGCGGGUCGAUACGCCACAAUAGAGAUGGCUAGAACAACAACUCAAAGCACUAAACAACACCCAAUUGAGAAUAGUGAUGAUGUUGGAGGGGUAGAUUUAGUAGGUCAUGGGGUGUUGUUGAAGAGACCAAACAUGUUUCAUGGGAUUUUGUCCCCGGGACCAUCUUCGUCUUUAUCUCCCAUUCCUUCAAAUUUCUUCUCUCCACCGUCGAUUGAUCCAAACAUGGGUAGCUUUUAUCAUGAUUUAAGCCCCAUCCUUCGUAAUAACAGAAAUUUCAUGGAGGGUACUACUACUACUGCUACUUUCAUCAUGCCUAGCCCUUCAAACUUUGUUUCACCUCGUACUCCUUCCAUUGACCUAUUCAAUAAUUUCUCCGACAAUUAAUUAAUUAAUUCGUUGCUUUUGUUGUUGGGUUAUUUUGCUUUAAUUUAGACUUCCCCAUAUACACAAAGAAAAACAUAAGUGUCUGAUUUAAUUACCUUUGAUUAGUGGGAGUAGUUUAAUUUCUUACUAUAAAGAUGACCUAAAAGAGAAAUACAAUGGGAAUUUGUUCUUUUGGUGGGUAGCUAGUUUCAAACUUCUUCAAUGGAUUCUUAAUUAUUUUCUUUUUUUUUUUCUUCUUCUGUUGUUUGAUACUAACAUUAAUGGAUUUAUUUAUUAGUGGGCCAUUUUGUGCUUAAAUA